CUAUAUUCUGUAUUCUACAUUCUUUAUUAGUUGGGCCCACUGUACGUAAUAUACACUGUCUAAUUGGACCUCCCUCUUGCCCGAUUCACCGGCGGAUUUAAGGCGCGGAAGUGUAAUCUCAUCCAUUCCGACUUGCGGCUUUUGGAAGUGCGAUCAUUCAAGUGUGACUUUAGCUGAAAUUUAGUUCACAGCGCAAUUGGGCAGAAUCGAAAAAAGAGGUUGAUUGCCGAUUUGGGCAAUUGGGUGUGUCUACAAUUGAUAGAACAAACGUACUGUGCGGUUCAUAGUUUUAUGCUGCUAUUCAAUAGUUUUGUUAACCUAACGAUGAAGGUCAAACCGGGUUACUAUUUCAAAACUGGAUUAAUUGUAAAUAUUUCAAAACACGUAUGGAAAGUUUCGCCGUACUUAAUAUCAUUAAAACCAUUUUAGUUUGCUUGUGAAAUCAAUAAGUAACCCACUGUAGGUGCUCAUUUGAUUGAAAAUGAUUCUGCUACUUUCCCGCACCAAUGAAUAUCUCGUGAAAAUCAAAGCAAAUCUCUUAAUUAGACAGUAUAUGCCCAAAAUAGAAAUCUCGAUCAUUUCCAGUUUCGUACAGGGGAGAAAUGUCAUUAAUUAAUAGUAGAUUCUUAGCAGUCAGAACAAAGUGCAACGCAACAUCAAACCUUGUUGCAAUUGUCCGUCUAUUUUCCACUAUUUAUUGCCGAUUUAAGUCAUAAGCCGGGCCAAAUAAUGCAAACCGGUUAUAGAAUCGGAUUAAGCGCGCUAGCCAAGAUCGCUAGAUACUAGUGUAGAGAUAUCUUGAUGGCCGGAGGUGGAGAGCCACUUCGUGACUGGAGCCCGCUUGGAAUGGUCCGAUCAAGUUGGUCGAAAGUGAGAGUACUCCCGUUGCUGUGGUUCCUGUUCCACGGGAUUCCCCCGCUGCUGACCAUUCGCCUGCAGCCCUGCGAACUAGCUGGCCAACUUUACAUACUGGAUGUCCCGAAAUCUGAGUUACCCUUGUGGCUUUGUAUUGCCGAAUUUGAGAGCCGCUUCAACACGCACGUUGUGGGCCAGGCCAAUGCGGAUGGCUCCCGGGACUACGGAGUGUUCCAGAUCAGCGAUCGCUACUGGUGUGCGCCGCCGAAUCGUACGGAGUACUAUGCAUUCAACGAUUGCAACGUGAAUUGCACUAGCCUUCUGAGCGACGACAUCACCAUGGCCGUCCAGUGCGCUCGGCUCAUCCAGAAGCAACAGGGCUGGACGGCCUGGUCCGUCUACCCGGAGUUUUGCAAUGGCACAUUGGAUGCCAUCGAUGAGUGUUUCCAGCCAGGGAAUGCCACUGAUUUGAAGGCCAGCGACGAGCUGGCGGAGUUCAAAGAUUCUUAGAGAUUGUCUGCCCAUUAGGUCAUCACUGCCGAAAUAUGAAAAUUUAUGUAUGCGAAAUUAAAAUCUUAAUUACCGUUUAAA
This is a messenger RNA of Drosophila yakuba, 1446 nucleotides long. Its product is annotated as lysozyme 1. The transcript has a single exon. The record is from RefSeq and is a predicted model, not a curated record. The coding region runs from base 802 to 1365 and encodes 187 amino acids. Gene Ontology annotation, molecular function: lysozyme activity. Lineage: Eukaryota; Metazoa; Arthropoda; Insecta; Diptera; Drosophilidae.